AUGGCGAGUCAGAUGGCUGAGCGAUGCAGUGGCUCAGAGCCCAAAAUUCUCACCGCAAGCAUGGUGUACUGGUGGGUGGUGUCCGACCGAUUGUGGAGACCAUGGGUGUGUGGCAUCUCAUCUUUGGGUGUCGAUCACACCCAGGACUUGGGGGAUACCAUUGAGAAGAUUGCCUGGCAUAAAGGGGGAAUCUUCAAGCCAGGGGUUCCAGCCUUCACUGUGAAGCAGCCUGAAGGGCCUAUGACGGUUUUAAAAGAGCGUGCCGUGGAGAUUGGGUGUCCGCUGUGGAUGUGCCCAGAGCUGAAUGAGUACAGAGCAGAGGCCACCCUGCGUCUGGGCCUGGCUGGGCAGCAUCAGUGCUCCAAUGCCUCCCUGGCCCUGCAGCUCAGCCACACCUGGCUACAGAGACGCUGCUUGCCAGAAGAUAACCUCCCAUUCCUAACAAGGGAAACCACAACUGUUCCCUUGGCCUCAGCCUUCCAAUUAAGCCCAAUCAUGGCAAAAGGACUAGCAGACACAGAGUGGCCUGGCCGCACACAGACUCUGGAGCACGGCCCUGUCACCUACUUCCUGGAUGGAGCCCACACCAUGCGCAGCAUGCAGGCAUGCGUCCACUGGUUCAGCAAUGCCGCCGCUCAGCACGAGAAGAGGGCAGGUGGACCUGUGGUCCGAGUGCUUCUUUUCAACGUUACAGGAGAGAGAGACUAUGCAGCCAUGCUGAAACUGUUGGUGCCUUGUCAUUUUGACUUUGCUGUGUUCUGCCCCAACAUAACUGAAGCCAUAGCAUCAUGUAAUGCAGACCAACAGAACUUUGAAGUAUCUGUGGAGAACAUGCUGACCCGCUGCUUGGACAACCAGCAGAGCUGGCGUAUGCAUACCGGCCAGGAGGAGGGGCUGAAUGCUGCGGGGCUCAUCCAUGACCAUCUCCCCCUGAUGGCCAAACACAAGAGCGACACCCUUGUUUUCCCCUGCAUCCUUAGCGCCCUCCAGUGGAUCUGCCAGGGAAGGGACUCUGUCCUGGCAGACACGGCCAAAAUAGCCGUACCAGUCAAGGACAGCAUCACAGCGAAAGCAUCCCCCUUACGAGAGGCCACUGGGAUUCACAUCCUUGUCACAGGCAGCCUCCAUCUUGUAGGAGGGGUGCUGAAACACCUUGACCCUUCCUUUUCUUUGUAAAACACCAUUUGAGACUUCAAGUUUGUGGAUUGUGUAUAAGUAGUUUGAUAUAAGUGAUGGCAUACCUCUGGGCUUGUUCCAUGUGAAAAAGCAGAAUCUAUGCCUAUAGAAUAAUGUUUAGAUGGGGUGUAUGGUAGGAGUUAGUGGCAUCACUGGUGGGUUUAAUUUGGUUAAAAUAUCAAAUUUAAUAGGCUUGGCAGAUAACAGCUGACAGAGAUAUCGAAUUUAGUCUUGUUUAAUAUGAAUAUAUGAUAACUAUAUGACCUGGCAAGUACAACUUGAUGCCAGAUGUUUUAGCCAGAAACACACAGCUGCCUUCUGUGUAUUGCAAACAUUAAGCCUCACCCUACUUGAAGCCAAAAACUGUUUACACUGACUCUCUUCAGGGACAUUCAUUGCCUCAUUAAGUGGCAUGAUCAUAAAUUGCAUAAGAUGUGCUUUAAAAGCUUCAGCGUUUAUUAUAUAUUUUUAACUUUUAUCACAAAAAUGGCAUCAUUCAAAUGUGUACCAAUUGAAGAUGAAGGCUUAUAGCUGUUUGGUCAUUUUUAGGCUCACAUUCACUUUUGGGGGCUCGUCCGGGAUCUUGACUGCUCGGACGUCUUGGUGGUCGGUGAUUGAGGUGUGGUGUUUAGGGGUGUGAGUAAAGGACUAGCUCACUGGCUAAGUGAGGGUUGCUGGUUGUGUUGUAGCUCUGUGUGUAUAGUGUCUUUGGUGUGGUGUUAUUAGUGUCUAGAGUUAAGUAUGGCGGUAUCUGCUGUUUCAGCAUUUGUUGACCCUUCGUGUGAAGUACUAUCAGGGAUGCGUAAAGCGGACCUGUUAGUUCCAUGGCCAAACCUGUUGAAGUAUUUACUGACCAUAAUCCCUUGGUCUUCUUGAACCGAAUGUACAAUCAAAACCGCUUUGAGCUUUGAUUUUACAGAGCUAUAACAUCAAUAUCUGUCAUAUUAACCCUUGUGUUAUC
Messenger RNA from Osmerus eperlanus (European smelt), 2137 nucleotides. Its product is annotated as folylpolyglutamate synthase, mitochondrial-like. The coding region runs from base 1 to 1176 and encodes 391 amino acids. Gene Ontology annotation, molecular function: ATP binding; tetrahydrofolylpolyglutamate synthase activity. Gene Ontology annotation, cellular component: mitochondrion; cytoplasm; cytosol. NCBI's taxonomy places the organism in Eukaryota, Metazoa, Chordata, Actinopteri, Osmeriformes, Osmeridae. Gene Ontology annotation, biological process: tetrahydrofolylpolyglutamate biosynthetic process. The transcript has 10 exons. The record is from RefSeq and is a predicted model, not a curated record.